GAUUUGUAAAAUAAAAAUUUACAACAAAAAAAAAAAAAAAAAAAGGAAAAUGCAUGUCACAGAUGAAAUUCUCUAUUGUAAAUAAAUUUUUUUCGUUGAAAGUUGAAGAUAAGCAUGGCUCUGUUUUGUGUCCUUCACUUGCUUAUUUCAGCACCAGAUGCUCUUGGGAAUUAAUUCCUCCACAGAAAGUGCUUCAUGGGUCACUGCCUGGAACAGUUUGUGGGUCACAAGAGUCUGCUGCUUAUGUGCCCAUAUCUAGGUCUAUAUCUUACUGUCUCUCUAAAUAUAUAUAUAUAUGUGUAAGUGUUGGAUUUGGACCACUCAAGUCUCAAGCAUAGGCUUAAUCCUCCAAAAUAUUUAAUGCUCUGACCCUGAUCCAGCAAAUCCCAUGGGCAAAUGUAAUGAGGCUGUUGGAGGAGUCAGAGGCUGUGGCAUGUGGUGACAGGAUGGUUUUUGAGCAUGUCUGGCACUGGAAGGUGAAUACAUUUCCUGCUCCUGGAAGAAUUUGCCUGCAGGGCUGGUGGAGAUGAGGUUGGUGUGAUCAGAGGUGCAGCCGGAACAAGCUCGAUAAGUAGCACUGUCCAACACCUCUUUAUCCUGUAAGUUAUCCUCUGCACAGGAUUAGGGAUGGAGGAGAGGCAUUAAGGCUCUAAUAGCAAACAAACUGCUUUCUCUGGCUAAUGGUGCAUCUCUUGGAUCUCCAUGAUGUGGACAGUCUUCAGCCUGGUUCUUGUCAGCUCCCUUUUUGUCCUCAAAAGUGAAGCACUGCAGUGUUACACCUGUGUAGGUUCUAGUGAUGAUGACUGCAACAGACAAGGAAGUCAGCAGUGUCCAGGCCAUGCAGAUGCCUGUGCAGUCAUUAGAGGACAAGCAAGUGGCAUCAUGAAGUCCUGCUCGUUCAGGUCCUUCUGCGAGCGCGCCCGGAGGGACGGCUCGAGGGCGCCCGGAGUGAGCGUGCACUGCUGCUACUCCAACAACUGCAACGCCAGGAGCCCGGCUCCCAGGGUCUCCAGCUCCAGCAGCUGCUUCCUCCUCAUCUUCACACUGCUCUGCCACUCCUUGGUGAAGCUGACAUGAAGGGCAAAAAGGAAAAAAAGAGUGUCCUGAAGCAACAACUCUGCCUUCUUAGCAAGGGAUGAUAAUAUCUCCUAAUCAUGCUCCAUGUACCAUAUAUCUCACUAGGCAAAAAGCUGUAGGAAGACCUGACAGAUGUUUAGAUAAAAAUUGUUUCAUCUGCUAAAUAGGUCUUGGUCUCUGUGUAAGAAAUGCUGCCCUGUUUAUCCUGAGGGGCUGAUUGUGCGAACACGUAACAUUUUCCUGCAAUUUAGAUAAGGAGAAAUCUUUGCUGCAGGUAGCCUGGUAGUAAGGUAAAGGGCAAAUGUCUGCCAAAUGUUGUUUACUGUUGGCAGACAUUCAAAAGCAAGCUAAAAUUUUCAAGCACAAAGUGACUGAAAAUUCUAGCAAGCAAGUUAAUCUUUCAGAGAGAAUUAGCAUACUAGACCAAGCCAGGAAACUUGAAAUACAGAUGAUUUAGUAUUGAUACAAACUGGUAAGAGAAGGCCAUUAAGAGAAUAAUGCAUGGAGGUGUAUUGUAUGGAAUAGGAUAUGUUCCUGGCAGGGGGACUGGAACUGGAUGGUCUUUAAGGUCCCUUCCAACCCAAACCAUUCCAUGGUUCUAUGCUUAUGUGUAUUUCCUUGGGAAAGAAACACCUUCCAGUCUUCUGAUCCUUUGAGAAUCUUACCACAGCAUCAGAAGAAGAUAAUAGAAGAGUUUGGAAGUUGUUU
Oenanthe melanoleuca is the source of this 1785-nucleotide messenger RNA. RefSeq names its product CD59 glycoprotein-like. The coding region runs from base 703 to 1077 and encodes 124 amino acids. Lineage: Eukaryota; Metazoa; Chordata; Aves; Passeriformes; Muscicapidae. The record is from RefSeq and is a predicted model, not a curated record. The transcript is spliced from 3 exons.